AUGAAUAAAAUCAAUGCUAAGCGUGGUCGUGCAAAAGGCUGUAUAACACUCACAGCUUCGUAUGCAUCGUCGAUUCCUAUUGAUACAACAGUUAGUACAUUAGAAUUUAGACUUGAAAGAUUAACUGAAUCAUGGAAAGAAUUCGUAGCAUUGCAAGACGAACUUUUAGAAUAUUCUGACAAGGAAAAUUACGUUGACCGCGAACCUGAAUAUGCCGAAUAUGAGGCAAAAUAUUUUGAAACACAUGCCUUACUUUCUGAUGCAAUUCUUUGCAAAUCAAAAACAUUAGAAUGUCAUAAAAUUGUGCCUCAAGGUUAUCAUACACCAUCGGAAGAUUCGGAAUUGGUUAUCGCUCACAAGUCUAUAAAGUUACCACGAAUCACAAUCGAACCUUUCUCGGGCGAAUAUAAAGAUUGGCCGACAUUUCGAGACAUGUUCAUGGGAACUGUCGAUUCAAAUCAUACUAUUACGAACACUCAAAAGCUUCAUUUUUUAAAAUCGUUUCUUCGCGGAGAAGCCGCGAAUCUUCUCAAGCAUAUAAGAUGUUCGGAAAACAACUAUGCGGAGGCUUGGUCAAAGUUAGAACAACGCUACGAUCAGAAACAUCUUAUUGUCCGUUCAUUUAUUCAGUUGUUUUUGUCGCUACCGUCGGCGUCGUGCAAUGCGACAAAUCUUCAAUCGCUUCGUAAGAUCACCAAUGGGGCUGAUGAAGCCAUACGGGGUCUUAAAGCUUUAGACUCCAGUUCACGAGAUCCAUGGCUCAUUUACCUGCUUCUGCAAAAAGUUGAUCAAGACACUAAGAAGGCCUGGGCCGAAGAAGUUGGCUCAAAGGAUGAUUCAACUAUAGAUGAGCUUCUUCAAUUUCUUCAAACUCGUUGUCAGUGUUUUGAAUCAUGCAGUUCUUUUUCAUCUUCCAUCAGCACUCGGGCUGUUCGUACGCAUUUUGUAAAAUCUACCCCAAGUUGCCCUAAGUGUCAAGAUAGUCAUUUGCUUUCAAGUUGUCCGAAAUUUAUAUCAUUUAGCAUUGACUCUCGUUGGGAAUUCGUUAGGAACAAUUCACUCUGUUUCAAUUGCUUGCGUUCGGGGCACGCUUAUAAUAAUUGUCGCCUCACUGUUCGUUGUCACAAGUGUCACUCACGUCAUCAUUCUCUUCUCCAUACUUCUCAAUCUCAAAAUUCUACUCAAUCAACAUUUCAAACGUCAAAUCAAAAUUCGAAUGCAGCUUCACAUUCAAAUCUUCGGUCCAAUUCUUCUGAAAAUCCGAUUCCACAUUCUUCGAAUUCACUAAUCGCAAAUCAUUCAAUCUCAUUCAAACAUAACCAUCAAGUGUCUACUAUUCUACCAACAGCUCUAGCUAGGAUUCAGGACAAGCAAGGAAUUUACCAAAUCGUGCGCAUUCUUCUCGACUCAGGUUCUCAGGUGUCAUUUAUAACUGAGCAAGCUGCUCAAAGCCUAGGACUUCCUCGCAAACGUGUGAGAAUUCCAAUAGUAGGAAUUGCUUCUAAGUCUGCUGGCGUAACCAGCGGGUUAUGCAGCCUUAAUAUUGUUUCUUGCUACAGCUCUGAAUCAAUUGAUAUCAACUGCUUCGUAUUGCCAAACAUCACUUCAUCGCUUCCACCAUUACCAGCCAACCAAAUUUUACCAAAGUUUUUCGACAAAAAUCUUGCUGAUCCUAAGUUUCAUCAAAGUGGCCCAAUCGAUAUUCUGAUAGGGGCUGAUAGAGUUUUUAAUAUCAUUACGGGAGCUGCUAAAAUCGAAGAAGGUGGAUUCCUUACUUCGAUUCCAACCAUUUUUGGCUGGGUAGUCGCUGGUUGUAAUUCACAGCCCUCAGGAAUUCAGACUCUUCACACUCGUUUAAAUCAGGAUCUAGAAUUCGAUUUAGAAAGAUUUUGGAGACUUGAGGAAGUAUCCAACGAGCAAUCAAUUUCUGUCGAGGAGCAAUUGGCAGAAAAAAAUUUCGUCAAAAAUCACACUCGUUGUCAAGAUGGCAAAUAUGAAGUAGAACUUCCGUUUAAGCCUUCGACAAAUUUCGAUUUCGGAGAUUCUUUCGGCACAGCUUUAGCGCGUUUUCAUUCCAUUAAACGGAAAUUCAAUUGGAAUCCAAUUCUUAAAUCGGAAUAUUCAAAAUUCAUGAAUGAAUAUAUUUCUCUUCAACAUAUGGAAGAAAUCCCAUCCAACGAAAUUCAAAAAUCAAAUUUUACGAACUACUAUUUGCCGCAUCACGCAAUCUUCAAAGAAGAUAGUAGUACUACGAAAAUCCGUGUCGUAUUCGAUGCGUCUGCAAAAACUCGUGAUUCACAAUCCCUAAACGAAACUCUUCUGGUGGGCCCUACUAUCCAGCGCGAUAUAUUUUCAAUCUGCUUAAGAUCUCGUCAACAUGCCUACCUAAUGACAGGAGAUAUUGAGAAAAUGUACAGGCAAAUUUGGGUUGCUCGAAAACACACAGAUUUUCAACGAAUUGUCUGGCGUGAAAGCCCUAAUGAACCAUUAAAACAUUUUCGUCUUCUCACCGUUACAUACGGAACAGCUGCUGCUCCAUUCUUGGCUGUCCGAGUUUUAAAACAGCUAGCUGCUGAUUCUUCUAUAAGUCAUCCUCGAGCAUCAAAAAUUCUCUUGGAAGAUUUUUACGUUGAUGAUGUCAUCACCGGCUCAGAUACUAUUGAUGAUAUCAUAUCUCUUCGGAUGGAACUAGUCGAACUUUUGAAAUCAGCUGGACUUAAUCUACGAAAGUGGACUACGAACUGUUGGCCACUCCUGAUCUCCUUGCCAGAGGAUCAGCGAGAACUUUCACCAGUAGACUUUGAAGAAUCGAAUUCUGUCAAGGUCUUGGAUUUACAGUGGUGUCCGUCAAAAGAUGUCUUUUCAUACAAGGUCAAAUUCCACCCGUCGAAUAUAUGCACAAAACGUCACAUAUUAUCAGAAGCUUUAAAAAUCUUCGAUCCGUUGGGAUUUCUCGCGCCGGUCAUCAUAGGAGUCAAAAUCUUGCUUCAGGAGCUCUGGAGAAACAAAAUCAAUUGGGAUGAAGAAGUUCCAGACUACUUAUCGCAACAGUGGAACUCUAUAAGGAACGAACUACCCAUCGUCGAAUCUUUAGCUAUACCGCGAAUCAUGCUACAAAAACAACGUUAUUGGGAACUGCACGGCUUCUGCGAUGCCUCUUUGGAUGCAUACGCAGCGGUGGUCUAUUGUCGAAACGUCAAAUCUGAUAAUUCCAUUUCUGUGACUCUCGUCGCAGCAAAAUCUAAAGUCGCUCCCUUAAAGGUUUUACCCCUUCCAAGGCUUGAGUUGUGUGGAGCUUUAUUACUUGUUCGAUUGAUAAACAAAAUCAAGCUCUCUUUACAGGUUACAGAUGUGAAUGUAUUUGGUUGGACUGACUCAUCAAUAGUUCUGCAUUGGUUGGCCGCUGCUCCAAAGAAAUGGUCGGUAUUUAUUGGAAACAGAACAUCCGAAAUCCUCACAUCUAUACCUUUUAAAUCGUGGAAUCAUGUACGAUCAGCAUCUAAUCCCGCAGAUGCCGCUACAAGAGGAUUAUUGCCAUCAAUAUUGAAAAAAACUAGUAUCUGGUGGGAAGGUCCCGGAUGGCUAAGCAAAGACCGAGACCAAUGGCCUUCAUCAGGUUAUAGCCCAGAUGACAUCGAAACUCAGUACCUGGAAGAGCGUAAGACAAACAAAAUCGCCAAGGUAUUUCUCUUAAAUCAUAAUUCAAAUCAUCCAUUCGAAAUCAUAAUAAAUAACUCCUCAAGUUGGUUGAAGGUAGUUCGAGUAGCCGCUUACGUGUUUCGUUUUACCAAAAACUACUUUUCACCUAAAGAACUUCAGAAAUUAGAUCCACUUUCUACUAUCGAAUUAUCCUUUGCUAAAAUUCAAAUCAUAAAAUAUGUUCAAUCAUCUUUGUUUAAUUCAGAAAUUCAAUGUUUAAAUUCUAAGAAAGAACUUCACUCGAAAAGCAGACUCAAAGGUUUAAAUCCUUUUAUCGAUUCAUCAGGUGUUCUUCGUGUCGGCGGUCGGUUAGAAUAUUCGAAUUUGACCUAUUCUGAAAAACACCCCAUAAUCUUAUGUAAAUCCCACAGAAUUGCUAAACUAAUUGCGGUCUUAACACAUAGAAAUCAUUUACAUGCCGGUGCCUCACUUCUCUUUGCUUUAAUCAAACAAAAUUUUUAUAUCCUCGGUUGCAGAAAUCUUGCUCGAAAGGUGGUUCGAGAAUGCAUUGGUUGUAUUCGUCAACAAAAAGCAACAACGAAACAACUUAUGGGAAAUCUUCCUUCGGAUCGCAUCCGGUAUGCUCGACCAUUCAGCAGAGUUGGCUGCGAUUACGCAGGGCCUAUAACGCUUCGUUUAAAUCGAGGUCGGAACCCUAAAUUUGUAAAGGCCUACAUAGCUCUCUUCGUUUGCUUUGUAACAAAAGCAAUCCACAUCGAAUUAGUCGGAGACUUAACUUCAACUGCUUUUUUAUCAGCUCUAGAUCGCUUCGUUGCCCGCCGAGGCAAACCGUCUGAGAUUUGGAGCGACAACGGUACUAACUUUGUUGGUGCUAAACGUCUACUCAACGAAAUGUACAAUCUUCUCUGCAGUCAACAACACAAUAACAUCAUCAUUGAUCAUCUGGCCAAGGACAACGUCGAAUGGAAAUUCAUCCCACCAUCUUCCCCACAUUUUGGCGGAUUAUGGGAGUCAGGGGUUCGAUCCGUCAAAUUGCAUCUAAAACGAGUAAUAGGCGAUACAAAACUUACCUAUGAAGACAUGUAUACACUAUUAGUAAAAAUCGAAGCUCUUCUUAAUUCUCGCCCAAUGUGGCAAAAUUCCGAUGUUGACCCUGUUGCCCUUACACCCGCUCAUUUUUUGAUCGGGGAACCCUAUACUGCUGUUCCUCAACCUGAUUUAUAUAACAAUUCUAUUUCAAUAAAGACUAACUGGUCUCUUUUGCAGGCGAUGGUUCAAGGUUUUUGGAAACAGUGGCAUUCCGAAUUCCUUACUUCACUACAACACCGAUCAAAAUGGCAAACUCCACAGCCAAACCUGGAGGUAGACGAUAUUGUCCUGCUAAAGGAGCCAAAUCUACCACCAUCCAAAUGGUUAUUAGGACGAAUCAUCCAAACGCACCCUGGAAAGGAUGACAAGUGUAGGGUAGUUACAGUUCGGACCAAAUUCGGAGACUACGUUCGUCCUACAAUUAAAGUCGCUCGCUUAUGUUCAGAAAGCCCAUAA
Eupeodes corollae is the source of this 5205-nucleotide messenger RNA. RefSeq lists its product as uncharacterized. Gene Ontology annotation, biological process: DNA integration. The coding region runs from base 1 to 5205 and encodes 1734 amino acids. The transcript has a single exon. NCBI's taxonomy places the organism in Eukaryota, Metazoa, Arthropoda, Insecta, Diptera, Syrphidae. The record is from RefSeq and is a predicted model, not a curated record. Gene Ontology annotation, molecular function: nucleic acid binding.